Pseudogymnoascus verrucosus is the source of this 513-nucleotide messenger RNA. RefSeq lists its product as uncharacterized. The record is from RefSeq and is a predicted model, not a curated record. The transcript has a single exon. Bases 1 to 513 code for a protein of 170 amino acids. Lineage: Eukaryota; Fungi; Ascomycota; Leotiomycetes; Thelebolales; Thelebolaceae.
AUGCACGAGAUUCCAUCUCUCAUCACAACCGUUACCCUUGCGCCGUCGCCGAACGAUUGCUCGCCGUCAAUGACAGACGUACCCCAUGCCUCCUCCACCCAGCGGCCCCAAACGUUCCUCUCUCGCCCCCAUCUCCAAACCCAUGGCAUUUCCGGCACCGGCUUUGAAGAAUGGGAAAUCCGAAUCGCAUGCUUAGAGUUUUACGUCCUACUCGUCAGCAUGACAGUAACGGUCCUGUUUUUGGCCUGGCUCGCGCUUGUUGGACUGGAUUAUUUGAGACCACAAUACCGAGGACAGGCCAGGCUCAGCGAGAAAGGUCUGAGGUAUUUAAAAAUAAAGGCAGAGAGGCUGAAAGACAAGGACGAGGACGAGGAUACAUGGGUGGAGCUGGAGGAAUGCAGUAAUACCACGGGGAGGGUGAGUGUAACAGGGCAAACGGAAGACGAGGAUACAGAGAAAGGAGAAUCGACAGGAGAGCAACUGGGGCGGAAUGAGCCGAGAAGGCGGAAUUGA